AUGGCAGCAGGCGCGAAGGGCGACGGGCUGGCGAUCGGCAUCGACCUCGGGACGACCUACUCCUGCGUGGCCGUCUGGCGGAAGUCGCACAACCGUGUGGAGGUCAUCGCCAACGACCAGGGCAACUUUACCACGCCGUCCUGCGUUGCCUUCACCGACGCAUGGAGGCUCAUCGGCGACGCGGCUGUGAACCAGGCCGCCAUGAACCCCGUCAACACCAUCUUCGAUGUGAAGCGACUUAUUGGCCGGCAUUUUAGCGAUGCGUUGGUGCAAGGAGACAUCAAGACGUCCACGUGGCCAUUCAAAGUUGUCUCCGGUCCCAGCGACCGGCCGAUGAUCGUGGUGCAGUAUAUGGACGUGGAGAAGCAGUUUAAGGCCGAGGAGAUCUCAGCCAUGGUUCUCGGCAAGAUGCGGGAGAUCGCCGAGGCCUACCUCGGCACCGAGGUGAAGAAUGCUGUCAUUACCGUCCCGGUCUACUUCACGGAUUCCCAGAGGCAAGCAACCAUUGAUGCCAGCACCAUCGCCGGCCUCAAUGUCAUGCGCAUCAUCAACGAGCCCUCUGCCGCUGCCCUUGCCUAUGGUUUGGGCAAGAUGUCACCCAUUGACGAAGUCAAGACUGUGCUUGUGUUUGAUCUUGGUGGCGGUACCUUGGACGUCUCCAUUGUCAAAGUUGAUCGGAGUGCCGACAUUGAGAUGGACAUCUUUCAGGUCAAGGCCACGGCCGGUGACACACACCUCGGCGGCGAGGAUUUCAACACCCACAUGGUGAAACACUUAGUGCGGGAGUUCCUUAAGAAGUACAAGAAGAAUGACAUCAGGAAAAACCCAACGGCGCUUCGCCGGCUCAGGACGGCCUGCGAGAAGGCCAAGAGGGUGCUCUCCUAUGCGUCCCAGGUAACCGUUGAGAUCGACUCACUUCACGACGGCAUCGACUUCUAUGGUGUCAUCACCCGCACAAAGUUCGAGGAGCUCAACAUGGACCUCUUCAGCAAUUGCAUUGUGCAUGUGGAGAAGUGCCUGAGCGACGCCAAUAUGGACAAGUCUAUGAUCGAUGACAUCUUGCUCGUGGGUGGCUCCUCCCGGAUCCCGAAAGUCCAAGAGCUGCUCCGGGAUUUCUUUGACGGGAAAGAACUCUGCACAAGUAUCAACCCGGACGAGGCUGCCGCCUAUGGUGCCGCUGUAAAGGCAGCGCUCCUCAACGAUGAGGGCUUCAAGGAAGUGCGGGAUGUAGUCCUGCUCGAGGUCACACAACUCUCACUUGGGGUGGAGACGGAAGGUGGUGUCAUGAGCGUGCUGAUCCCGAAGACCACUACCAUCCCGGUCAAGAAGGAGAGGGUUUACACGACUUGCUACGACAACCAGACACAAGUGCUGUUUCAGGUGUACCAAGGCGAGGGGUCGGAAACCAAGGACAACAUCCUCCUCGGGAAGUUCACUCUCCGUGGCAUCCCCCCAGCGCCCAGGGGCCAGCCGAAGAUCAACGUUACCUUUGAAAUCGACGCUGACAACAUACUGCAGGUACGUGCAACAAGAACAUAA
Molecule: messenger RNA, 1539 nt
Organism: Triticum turgidum subsp. durum (durum wheat)
Lineage: Eukaryota; Viridiplantae; Streptophyta; Magnoliopsida; Poales; Poaceae
Source: the annotation of a GenBank genome assembly